AUGUCUACAUCUGCUCAGACCACGCCCUUCGCCCCUCUCUUCAUCGACGGCCAAGCUCGUCCCGCAAGCGGCGAUGCUAAGUACGAGGUCCACAACCCCUAUUCCGGAGAGCUCGUUUCGUACGCCGCAAGUGCGUCCAGCAAGGACUGCAGGGAUGCCGUCGACGCCGCGGUCCGUGCGUUCCCCGCCUGGGAGAAGUCGUCCUUCGGACAGAGAAGAGACUUCUUCAUGAGGGCCGCCGCGCUCCUAGAAACAGACAAAUACAGGGCGAAGGUGGAGGAAGCCAUCAAGGCCGAGAUCGCCGCCACGGAUUUUAUCGUGAACUUGAACUUGAACAUGGCCGCGGAGAUGCUGCGCACGCUCGCUACGCUGGUCACGGAACUGAAAGGGGAGACGUUCCCGUCGCACAUCCCCGGAGGUCAAGUACUCGUCCAACGGAGGGCACAGGGCGUUGUGUUCUCUAUCGCGCCGUGGAAUUCGCCGGUUAUCCUGACGAUACGUGCAGCCGGGUACCCUAUCGUCUGCGGAAACACGGUGGUCUUGAAGACCUCCGAGGUCAGCCCGCGUAUCCAGUACGUCAUCGCUGAAUUAUUUCACGAGUCUGGGUUACCGAACGGUGUUCUCAACUUCAUCCACACCUCCCGCGAGUCAGCUCCCGCAAGGACUGCUGAAAUCAUCGCACAUCCCGCCGUGCGCAAGAUCAAUUUCACCGGGAGUGAUCGUGUCGGAAAGAUCAUUGCCUCCGAGGCUGGGAAGUAUCUCAAGCCAUGCGUGCUCGAGCUUGGCGGAAAGGCACCUGCAGUCGUCCUGAACGACGCAGACGUCCCUCGGGCAGCACGCGCCAUCACGUCCUCGGCGCUCGUCCAUUCCGGCCAGAUAUGCAUGUCGACCGAGCGUGUCAUCGUCCAGCGCGGAGUGGCGGCCGCUCUGAAGGCAGCGCUCGUGACGCAGUUCCGCAAGUUUAAGUCCGGCGGGCCGGGGGAGGUGCUCUCCGCGCAGUUCAGGGAGGAUUCCGCUGAGAACGUCCAGAACAUGCUGCGAGAGGCGAAGCAGGAUGGCGCGGGAUUCCUCCUCGGCGAUGGGAGCAGAGAGGGAGCGGUUAUUCAGCCGCACAUCGUCACCGGCGUGAAGCCUGGGAUGCGAUUGUGGGAGCGGGAAAGCUUCGGGCCCCGUGAGCAUGACGCUGCUGACGAGGCUGUUGAGCUCGCCAACGCGACGACAUAUUCUCUCGUAGGAAGUGUUUGGACCAGAGACCUUAAUUUGGCUCUGAACGUCUCAAGUCGCAUCCGAUACGGAUGCGUCAAUGUCAACGGACCGACAAUACACGUCGAAGACACCAGAGAGCAUGGUGGCCUCAGCGGGGCGUCUGGAUACGGCAAGUUUACCGUGGAUGCAUUCACCGACUCCAGACUGGUGGUGAUCCAUCCAGCCGAGCCCCCGCCAUACCCGCUCGUUGACUUCAACUGA
This is a messenger RNA of Fomitopsis serialis, 1467 nucleotides long. RefSeq names its product Aldehyde/histidinol dehydrogenase. The transcript is spliced from 8 exons. Gene Ontology annotation, molecular function: oxidoreductase activity, acting on the aldehyde or oxo group of donors, NAD or NADP as acceptor. Bases 1 to 1467 code for a protein of 488 amino acids. The record is from RefSeq and is a predicted model, not a curated record. Lineage: Eukaryota; Fungi; Basidiomycota; Agaricomycetes; Polyporales; Fomitopsidaceae.